CCAGCUAAUUGUCUCUUUCUGUCCAUUAAGCCAGUGCAUCAUUUAGCCACCUCUGGAGCUUUGUGGGCAACGGUACCAGGCCUGAAGAUGCCAAGGAUCUGGUGCCUUUUGCUCCUUGGUGGCUGGCUGGCAGUGUCACAAAGCGCCGGUGGCCCGGGGGCCGUCCUCAGGAUGGAUAUUGGGACAAUCGACCGUGGUAAGUGCUCAGCCACAUGGGCACGUCUGUCUGUCUGUCCGUCCGUGCAGCCAGGGCUGCCUCCAGCCUGUGCCAUGGGCCCUGUCUCCUCCUUGGAGGUUCUGUGCUGAGCCCCUUGUCUUGUGCAAAUUUUCCAGCGGUCUCCACUGCGCUGAAUGAGAGCAAUGUUCUUCAGAAGCUGGUGCAGGAAGCAACAAAAAAAAAGUCGAACAUGAAACCCAUCAAAGGCAUCUCCAGGCUGAAGGUGACAGACCUCCGUCCCCCGGAGAUAUCGCUGACACUCUCGCCAGGCGUGGGGCUGUUCAUGGCCGUGCUGGUCCGGAUGACCAUCGCUGGGAGAAGCUUUAUAGGAGGAAACAUGGAAAUCAAGGUGGCAGCAAACCUGACCGCCAGCGCGCGGCUGGCGCAGGACCCCCAGGGCUGCCCGUGGUUCAGCACCAAGAGCUGCCGCAUCGCCCUGCUCAGCGCCAAAACCAAUCUGCCCAGCAACAUGCUGCCCCAAGUCGUGAGCAAGUUUCUGGACAGCAGCCUUCAGAAAGUGCUGCCCAGCCUGCUGUGUCCGGCCGUGGACGCGGUGCUCAACCUCAUGAAUGCAAAAUUCACCACCAUGACUUCCACAAUCCCUCUCGGCACUGCUGGCACCCUCCGAUACGCAUUGCUGAACCCACCUGUGACGAGUGAAGCUUUCAUACAGCUGGAUUUGAGGACCAUCCUCCACAAAAAAGAGGGAGAGGAGGUGGACCUUCCAGCAGAUCAGCCGUCUCCUACUUCCCUGCCACCAAAGAGGGAGGCUGCUACCCAGCUCAUCCUGUCUGCAGGCUUCUUGGGUGCUGAGCUCUCUGUUAUGCAGGCGUCCUUCAGCCUGAACAUCAGCAAUAACAUGAUCCUUGGGCUUCCCCCGCUGGUGACCACGACGCUUGGAGCCCUCAUCCCAGAGCUUUCCAUGGUGCUGCCUCCAUCACAGCCACUGGUGAUUGAAAUGAGGGAAGCAAAUCCACCGCUGGUGACAAUAACCCCGAACAAAACCAUCGUGCACCUCUUCAGCACUGCCGAGUUUUGGGUUUCCAGCCCGGAUUCCGAUCUUGGAUCUCUCUUUGUCCUGGAUGUGCACUCCGACCUGGGAGCACAGUUUGCAGUUGAGGAAGAGAGGCUGCAGCUCUCCCUUGCUCUGGACAGCUUGUCCCAGGUGGCCUUGGUGUCCUCCUCCAUCGGCACAUUUGAUGAGCUGCCGCUGAACAGAGUUCUCGCAGACAUUAUUCAUGUGGCCUACGUGCCAUCCAUCAACAGGGCGCUGCGAGGAGGGGUCCCGCUGCCCCCGCUGCUGGGCACCCAAUACCGGUGGGCAGAGGUCAGCCAGCUGCAGAACGGGCUCGUGCUGGAUGUGCCUGUCACGGAGAUCUGACGCACGGGGAGGGACGGCUGCACCCGGCUGCUGCUGCGCGACUGAGCCAGAGCGGGGGGCAGAGGGAACGGCGAGGGUGGUGGCUUUCCUGGGGCGCUUCUUCCUCUUUGCUUGACUUCUCAACAUUUUCCCUCCUGAGCUAAAAUUAAAAGAGCGGAUCACACAGUGACGGGACUCUGGCCUGCUGUGCAUUCAGUGCAGCCAGCCGGGCACGUCUUCGCUGAGGUCGCAUUUCUGCAAAGAGCUGGCCCCUGAAUUGAUCACGUCUGUAACAAAAAUGGCACAGGCAUUGGGGCAAUGGGGGGCUGCAGAACCCACAUCUCCCCUGGGAGGGGGGCAAGAAGGGUUCCCAGGGGUGUAUACCCCUGCUGUGACAGGAGGGGUUCGUGUCUGCAGCCGCAUGCAUGGGGUUGCGCAUUUUGGAACUAGUCAGGGAAGCACGUUUAGAUAUCUCCCGGUGUUUUUUAAUAUUUCAGAAGUGCCUCGUAUCAUGGUUUAUUGGCUGCAUUGCAGAUAUUGAUCCCAAGCAUAUAGUUCACUGAUUGCUGGAUAAUUACGUGUCAUUAGUAUGCCAAUAAACAGCUUUGAUCCUCAUUUCAUUGAACCAACGUGAAUCGAACAUUUUUUCCUGGUGACAGGUAGCUGGUGUAGAAUUAAGGUUAUCUUUGAAAAGAUCAUUGUGGUUUUAAGAAAUUGUCCUCAAGAAAAUCUCACUGUGAGGCAGGCUAUGAAAACCCCAUUUGUUUUCUUGUGUGUGCUGCCAGACACAGCAGGCGUUUGCUCUGUACUGCUCGUAAGGAAUUGUCUUUGUGAGAGGCUCUAAGCAAUGAGGAGAGCAGUCAUAAAGCCAGCUCCCUGUGAGGACUGGUGUUUAUGAUGCCUUCCCUCCUCAUUGCCGUGCAAGCACUGCCAAUGCCAAGCAUUUUUAAAAAAGAUUUUCCUCAUUGUUCUUGCUUUAGCUAAUAAAGAAUUGAACAGUUUGGGUUGGAGCUCCUCUGAGAAGGAGAAAUAAGAAUCACAAUAUCUGUAUGCAGCCCUCCUAGGAGAAACAAAAGCUGGAAAUCUCAGGUGGUGCCUAUUUAAUUUUUCAUGAAACACUUAACCACGCUGCCAAGCCGUGCUAUCACAUAGCUGGCAUUUAAUGCCCCGGGACAGCUGCUCGAGGCACAGCUUUUGGAUGCACGCAGAGGCCAGCACCACGUGCCGGGGCUGUAGGGACCCCAGCCCUGGUCCCCCAACAGGGCCUUGUGUGGUCGCUGCUGUUGGUACGGGGAAGCAGAACCCAGGGGGCUGCUUCCUGAAGCAGAGCUCUCCAUUUUGUGUUGCUGCUGUGGCCAGAAGGGUGAAGGUGUGAGGGGGGGGCCUGCCUCUUGCCCUGGCAGCCAGGGGUGCCCCACGUGCGAGGCCCCACACCCCCAGCUCCAAUUGUCGCUCCCAGAGCAGAUGCAGUCCCAAUAGCCAAUUCACCAAUAAUCAAUCAUUAUUUCACCCAUGCUCAGGAAUUGUCUACCCCUCUUGUUAAUGCCAAGAUCUCUAAUCCUUCUUGGUGCUGUGUCCCUGGUACAGCCUGUCCUUACGUCUCAAUUCCUUGGUGAUUCAACUGUCAAAGACGUAGCUGCUCUCGUUGCUCCCAUUCUUCUUUUGAACAAGCCCGUUCUGAUGCAGUCUGUGUGUCUUCACGCGCUGAUUUGGCCUCGGGUUCUUUGGGCUUUCCAAGUUGCUUUAGUGAGAGCUGGACCUUGAGCCGUGAUUCUCUUUAUGGGAAUCUGCUUUGGUUUAUCUGAAAUAUUUGGUUGUCAGAGACCUCUUCAUUCAGUGACAGCGGGUGAGAAGCCAAGUUACAGUCAUGCCUAAAAGGUCACUGCUCAGGAGCUAUUCUCUGCAGUGCCAAAAUGCCCCGUUACUGUGUGCCGACCAUCAGCAGGGCUUUCUUUAUGGUCAGUCAGGUUUCGUAUAGUGAUUGAUUGCCCAAAGGAUGAAGUGGUUCAGGAGGGAUGAUAACAUAAUACCAUCUUGUUAACACCCUCUUCCAUCUUAUCAAAUGCCACGAUCUAGCAGUGACAGCAAAGCUUUGUGCUCCGGGGGUGCCUGACUGAUCAGGUUGCAGGAGAGUGACAACUCCGUAAGUACUUUGGCACCUUUGUCAUCCCUUCCUUGGCCUUCAGCUAAGAUAUUUUUUAAAGCUGGAAUUAAUGUGUGACAAAAGCUGGCUAAUCUCCUGGAAAUACUUAUUUCCAAGUUUGCAGAAAGUAUUAACUCCGAGCAAGCAUUUUUCUGGGCUAUUAUUCCUCCGAGCUGGGGAGCAGCCCAUCUACCCCUGCCAUUAAUCAUCAUGACAGCAGAGUGAAUAGUUCACAGCUGCCCCCUUGGCUGGCCAUC
Anas platyrhynchos (mallard) is the source of this 3977-nucleotide messenger RNA. Lineage: Eukaryota; Metazoa; Chordata; Aves; Anseriformes; Anatidae. The record is from RefSeq and is a predicted model, not a curated record.